AUGGGCCAGUUUCUCGCCAUUCUGGGAAAGGAGGAUUCGUAUGCUCCACGGUCGUUCUGUGUGGCGCUUGAGAGCCGUUGGUUAACCGUUGGAUGUCGCAACGCCCCCGCCCACAAUAAACAGAUCCGUCAAGGGCGACAUCGAAAGGGCGACAGCAAAAGGGCGAGCACCGUCGCCUGGACUUGA
Molecule: messenger RNA, 186 nt
Organism: Pyricularia pennisetigena
Lineage: Eukaryota; Fungi; Ascomycota; Sordariomycetes; Magnaporthales; Pyriculariaceae
Exons: 1
Coding region: 1-186 (61 amino acids)
Source: RefSeq, a predicted model, not a curated record